This is a messenger RNA of Aethina tumida (small hive beetle), 3952 nucleotides long. RefSeq names its product xanthine dehydrogenase-like. NCBI's taxonomy places the organism in Eukaryota, Metazoa, Arthropoda, Insecta, Coleoptera, Nitidulidae. The transcript has 17 exons. Gene Ontology annotation, molecular function: iron ion binding; iron-sulfur cluster binding; oxidoreductase activity. The record is from RefSeq and is a predicted model, not a curated record. Bases 24 to 3797 code for a protein of 1257 amino acids.
CGGACUUUUAGUAAGAGUGUGUGAUGAAUUCAACAAUGCCUCUAAAAUUUUUGAUAGGGGAGAAACUGCAUACAGUUACUCCUGAUGAUGUCACACCAGAAACAACCCUUAAUGCAUAUUUAAGGGAAAAGGUGCAAUUGAUGGGAACAAAAAGGAUGUGUUUGGAAGGUGGAUGCGGAUGUUGCGUUGUUGCCGUUGAACAUGUCGAUCCUGUUACCAAAACUAAUAAAAUAUUUGCUGUAAACUCUUGUUUGGUAUCCAUUUUCUCAUGUCAAAACUGGAAAAUUCAUACGAUUGAAGGAAUUGGUAACCCCAUACAAGGCUAUCAUCGACUCCAAAAAGCUCUCGCUGAAGGAAAUGGCAGUCAAUGUGGCUUUUGUUCAGGUGGUAUGGUAAUGAAUAUGUUUGCGUUAACUAAAAAUGGACCUGUGUCUGCUGAAACUAUUGAAAAUUCCUUUGGAGGUAAUAUUUGUAGAUGUACAGGUUAUCGUCCAAUUAUUGAUAGCUUCAGAAAAUUUGCAACAACCAAUAUUGAGGACAUAGAAGACUUUAAGCUAUGUCCUACUGAUGAGUGUCAGAAACUAUGCACAACACCUUGUCACAAAUCUAAACCAACAACACUUUAUGAUCAUCAAAAAUCAAAGUGGAUGAAGGUCUAUAACUUUAACGAUCUAUUAGAAACGAUUAGUGAAACAGCAGAUACUUACCGACUGGUUGCAGGAAAUACUGCACGAGGAGUUUAUAAACAUGAUCCUCUUCCAAAGACCUACAUUGAUGUUACUAGCGUAUUAGAGCUCAUCAGUUGGAAACUAGUGGACAAUACACUAAUCCUGGGAGGAAAUAUAUCAUUGAAUGAGACAAUACGUAUUUUUCAAAACGUAUCCAAGCAGAAUUCAAAACUGCUGUAUUUGGGCAAACUUGCAGAUCACAUAGAUCUCAUCGCAAACGUACCUGUCCGAAAUAUUGGAACUAUUGCCGGAAAUUUGAUGUUGAAACAUAUUCACCAAGAAUUUCCCUCUGAUAUUUUUUUAAUAUUGGAAACCGUUGCCGCCACUCUUGUAAUAGUGGAUUCUCAUGAAAAUGAGACCAGGGUAACACCAGAGCAUUUUCUUAAAAUUAACAUGAAUAAAAAGUUGAUAAAACACAUAAUUUUUAGUGGAACUGAUGACCAACACGUCUAUACCAGUUAUAAAAUAAUGCCCAGAGCUCAGAACGUCCAUGCAGUGGUAAACGCCGGAUUUUUCUUCAAAUUAAAACAUGGUGUGGUUUCUAAAUCAACCAUUGUUUAUGGUGGAAUUAAUUCUGAAUUUGUGCAUGCACGUGAAACAGAAAAAUAUUUGAUUAACAAAAGUUUAUUUGACAAUCAAGUUCUGCAAGGUGUCUAUGGUCAAUUAGAGAACGAACUCAAGCCCGAUUAUGUUUUACCUGAUGACACUCCUCAGUUCAGAAAAAAUCUGGCCAUUGCAUUGUUUUAUAAGUUUGUUUUGAGUAUUGCACCUUCUGAUAAACUAUCGGAUCGAAAUAGGUCUGGUGGAACUCUUUUACAAAGGCCUCUAUCUUCUGGGGUGCAAGAUUACUCUUCAAAUAAAAAACUGUACCCGCUAAGUGAACCUUUAGUCAAACUCGAGGCUUUAGCUCAAACUUCAGGUCAAGCUGAGUAUAUAGAGGAUAUGCCAGAUCGUCCUGGACAACUGUUCGUACAGUUUGUAAAAGCAAGAGCGCCCCCCAGCUCCAUGAUUAAAAAGAUCGAUCCAUCUGCAGCUUUGAAAUUGCCUGGUGUCGUGACGUUUUACGAUCACAACGACAUCCCAGGAGAGAACAACUGGACACCGAAAAUAAUGGGGCCGAUCGUUCAAGUAAAAGAGGAGCUAUUUUGCAGUGGGAAAGUUCAGUAUUUUGACCAAGCGGUCGGGAUAAUUGUGGCCAAAUCACAGGAGAUAGCGAACGAAGCCGCCGAUUUGGUCGUUGUUACUUAUACGGCCACUGGUCAAAAGCCUUUGCUGAACGUACGUGAUGUUCUUAACGCACCUCAAGAUGUUCAGAAUGAAAGAAUUAAAGUUGUGACCACACAUAAUGCUAAAAGAAAAGGAAACGACGUGAAAAAGGUGGUAAAAGGGGAGUUCUUUAUUGACAUGCAAUAUCACUUUCAUAUGGAGGUGCAGUGCUGCAGUGUAGUACCGGUUGAAGACGGACUUAAUGUCUAUUCAGCUACCCAAUGGAUGGACUCAAUUCAAAUAGGAAUUGCUAACGUUUUGGGAAUAUCUCAAACAAAAGUUAACAUGCAGGUGCGUCGUUUGGGCGGAUCAUUCGGAGGUAAGUUACUACGGAACGGAUUAGUAUCGGUAGCAGCUGCAUUGGCCGCCGCCAAGCAAAACAAACCUGUUAAGUUUCGGCUGGACUUGGAAAGAAACAUGUCGAUUAUUGGGAAGAGGUUGCCACUUUACGUGAAAUACGAAGUUGGAGUGGACAACGCAGGAGUUAUUCAAUACAUGGACUCCCAAUUGUAUUCUGAUAAUGGAUCCAGCGAAAAUGAAGCUGUGGACCCGUUGAUAGUCAAUAUGUUUCCGAGUGGCUACAUUUCCGACACUUGGAAUUUCAAGACGCACACCGUCAAGACUGAUACUUCAUCUAAUUGUUCGGCUAGAGCUCCCGGUACUGCUGAAGGUUUAGCAGCCAUCGAAGCUAUUAUGGAACACGUAGCCACCGAACUGGGGAUGGACCCCUAUCAGUUGAAAUUCAAUAAUUUUAAUAAAGACAAACACAAACUGCUGGUAGAGUUUUCAAGUGAAAUGGAAUCUCUGGCGAAUGUUACUAAAAGGAAGCAAGAUGCGGCUAAAUUCAAUAAGGAGAACCGUUGGAAAAAACGGGGCAUUUCAGUUGUCCCAAUGGUGUGGCCUUAUGACGUUCACAGUAAUUUUGCGGUGAUCGUGUCCAUUUUCCACUCUGAUGGGAGUGUUGCAAUCGCCCAUGGUGGUAUUGAAAUGGGACAAGGGAUUAACACUAAGGUAGCCCAAGUAUGUGCUUACAAACUGGGCAUUCCAAUCGAAUUGGUGUCUGUUAAGCCCUCUAACACGUUGGCAAAUCCCAAUAGCUUCGCAUCUGGUGGAAGUAACACCACCGAAUCAGUUUGUUGGGCCUUGUUGAAGUGUUGUGAUAUACUGCUAGACCGUAUGAAACCAAUUAAAGACAAAAUGAUCAACCCAACGUGGGUUCAACUGGUUAAUAAAUGUCAUGAUGAAUAUGUUUUUUUAAGCGCCAAUUCCAUGUAUCGUGCAGAACCACCACAAAUCGUAAACUAUCCAAUUUAUGCGAUAGCAACCACAGAAGUCGAGGUGGACAUUUUAACAGGUCAAAUGCAAAUAACUGACGUAGAUAUUAUAGAAGAUGUAGGUGACAGUAUGAACCCCCUUAUUGAUAUGGGGCAACUUGAAGGGGCUUUCGUUAUGGGAUUAGGUUAUCACACAAAAGAAAAAAUUAUACUCAGUCCACAAGGUGAAGUUUUAACGAACAGAACAUGGAACUAUUAUCCACCGGGAAUGAAGGACAUUCCCGUUAAUUUCAGAAUAAAAUUUCCGUCGAAUAAUCCAAAUAAAGUCGGCGUUUUGCACUCUAAAGCCAUCGCUGAACCACCGUUAUGUUUGUCCGUAUCUGUGGCACUGGCAAUAAGGAAUGCAGUGGCAUCGGCCAGAUUAGAUGCGGACAGUUCCGUAGACAAAUGGUUUAAAUUUGAUGGAUGCACAAAUAUUGAACAAACAUUUUUGGAAAGUUUAAAUGUUCCAAAGGAUUAUAUACUUUAGAUCUGUGUACAGCAGUAAAUUAAUUUGUUACUCGAUAAAUAAAAAAAACAGUCGAAUUGUAAAACUCAUAUAUUUUAAAUAAUUCCAAAACAACAUAAUUUACGUUAAAAAUUUACAUACAUAUAUUUUACAUAUCACAAUAUUUAAAUAAUGAA